AUGGAAACUCGCCCAAAGAUGAUUUACCUCCCGGACACCAUGACCAACUGGCCGUGGCCUCGUGCAAUCAACCCUCAUUUCGAAGCUGUGAAAAUUGAGGCUGAUGCUUGGUUUCAUAGUUUCAAAGCUCUGGAUCCUGAGAUAUUGGAAGAAUUUGACAAGUGUGGUGCAGAACAUCUUCGAGUCGGUUGCGAAAUAAUGGAUAUUCAAUUAUUUGUGGAUGAAGUUACCGAUAGAAGCACUGCAGCAGGCACCAACGCAAUAGUGAAUAUCGCCAUUGAUGCCUUACACAAUCCUCAUAAGAUACGACCAGAAGGUGAAAACAUCAUUGGAGAAAUGAUGCAACAAUGUUCAACUCAUGCGAUGCAGACCAUAAGCAUGACUUGUCAGCGCCGCUUCAUUGAUGUCUUUACGACAUAUUUUCGUGCAGUAGCUGUCGAGGCCAUUGACCGCGAACAAAAACAUUGUCGCAGUAUCGAUGAACAUUUCAAGCACCGACGGGAAACAUCUGGCAUAUUAGUUUGGUUAUUACUAUGUGGAAUGGAGAUGGAACUUCCUGAUGAGGUGUUCUACCAUCCCGCCAUCGUGGAUAUGGUUGAAUGCGCCGCAGAUUUGGUUACAGUUGACAAUGAUAUGCUCUCGUGGAAUAGAGAACAAGCGAGCGGGAACGACUACAAUUCACUGAUAACUGUUGUCAUGCUAGAACUUGACCUCGACAUAGGCAGUGCGAUGGGUUGGGCAGCCGCCUAUCACACUAAACUCAAGAAAAGAUUUACUGACGGUCUUGCGAAGAUUCCUUCAUGGGGUCCUUCCACCGAUAUCCUAGUCAAGGAGUACCUUGAUGGACUAGGAACCUGGGUGCGAGCAAGUUAUUGUUGGAGUUUCGACGUUCAAAGGUACUUUGGUACAAUGAGUGCGGAGGUGCAGCAAACUAGGCUCGUCCCUUUAUUUCCAAAGGUCCAUUGCAAAGCUAGCAUCUGCGGUGGCGAAGACCACGCUGAUUCCCGCUACAGUCAGUAG
Messenger RNA from Suillus subaureus, 1020 nucleotides. RefSeq names its product terpenoid synthase. NCBI's taxonomy places the organism in Eukaryota, Fungi, Basidiomycota, Agaricomycetes, Boletales, Suillaceae. The transcript is spliced from 5 exons. The coding region runs from base 1 to 1020 and encodes 339 amino acids. The record is from RefSeq and is a predicted model, not a curated record.